This is a messenger RNA of Charadrius vociferus (killdeer), 709 nucleotides long. RefSeq names its product transthyretin-like. NCBI's taxonomy places the organism in Eukaryota, Metazoa, Chordata, Aves, Charadriiformes, Charadriidae. The record is from RefSeq and is a predicted model, not a curated record. Gene Ontology annotation, molecular function: thyroid hormone binding. Gene Ontology annotation, biological process: purine nucleobase metabolic process.
ACAACCCCCAAGCACUAGACUGCAGCAUGAUUUGUUACUGCUGGGCACCUUGCAUUGACUUUUAUGUGUAUAAAGCGAGCGUAGAAUGCUACCUACGUAUCAGCCUGCUUUGCUCUGGACUGGUAUUUUUCUCUGAAGCUGCACCACUGGUCUCCCAUGGCUCUGUUGAUUCCAAAUGCCCUCUCAUGGUGAAAGUGCUGGAUGCAGUCAGAGGAAGUCCUGCAGCUAACGUAGCUGUUAAAGUCUUUAAAAAGGCCGCAGAUGGAAGCUGGCAGGACUUUGCUACUGGGAAAACCACAGAGUAUGGGGAGAUCCAUGAGCUCACAACAGAAGAACAGUUUGUAGAAGGAAUAUACAGGGUUGAGUUUGACACCAGCUCUUACUGGAAGGGACUUGGCCUUUCCCCAUUCCAUGAAUACGCUGAUGUGGUGUUCACUGCUAAUGAUUCUGGUCACCGCCACUAUACCAUUGCUGCUCUCCUCAGUCCUUUCUCUUACUCAACCACUGCUGUUGUCAGUGAUCCCCAGGAAUAAACAUUACACAAGCACCCUCCUCCGCUAGAACUAUCAUAGGCUUUUAGGAGGAAGGUUUUUCCUACUGCUAAUGCAUAACUUUUUGCUACAUUAGUUGUUUUUGGGUUUGUUUUUUUUUCCAUUUUGUAACCUGGCAAACUUCAGACAAGUCAAUAAAAUGUUACUUCUUUAAAAUA